GGCCCAAAAUCAAGGUUGAGGGUGGGCGGAGUGGUGGGCGGAGUGGUGCUGGCCUGAGGAUGACUCAGGGCUCCCUUGGAACAAGAGCGCACUGGCACGUGAGGAGCCGCGGGAGCAGCGGAGCCAGCGAUCCUGAGCUGUCCUCCAGUCGGUGGAGAGACUGACGACUCUUUCCAGUGGUAAAUCCUAGUAGCACCAUCGAUCUCCUUGGAGACCUUUACCGUCAUAUGUCAGGGAUUCAACUUGAAUAAUUUCAACAGUCAGUUGGCAACGCUGCUCUAGCUGAUAAACCAAGAAUGAGACUUCCGGUCUUGGCGAUCCUAACAGUUCUUAUACAUUUCACAGCAGCUUCAGUCAGCAGAUCAUUCGGGGGUUGGGAAAAUGAGGCUUUACUUGUGAGAUGUCCUACACAAGAAAAUGCUCGACAAGCUGUGGAGUGGUAUUACCCAAACACCAACCGAAGUGUCACCACCCAGAAAGGAAAUCGUGUGUUUGCUGAAGGGGAAUAUCUUAAGCUUCUCCCAGCCAAAGUUGAGGAUUCUGGAGUUUACACUUGCAUGAUCAGAAGUUCUACCUUGGUUGAGCCUGGACAUAUGAAUGUCACCAUAUUUAAGAAACAACCAGGUUGCAAAAUUCCAAAUCGCCUGAUAUAUUCAACAACCUUUGGUUCAGCAAAAGAUUCCCAAAUAUAUUGUCCUACCAUUCAGCGCUACAAUUGGACAGCACCUGUUGAGUGGUUUAAGAACUGUAAAGUUCUUCAAGGACCAAGGUACUACAUACAAGAGGCUUAUUUGCUGAUUGACAAUGCAACUAGCGAGGACACGGGUGAUUAUACAUGCAAAUUUAUGCACAAUGAAAAUGGAGUCAGUUACAAUGUGACAGCAACCAGAUCGUUCGUCUUUCACAAUGAUGAAAGCUUUUCAUGGUUUCCAGAAAUAAUAGCACCUCCACAAAAUGAGACCCGGGACGUGGAAAUCGGGAAAGCAGUGAACAUCACUUGCUCCGCUUGCUUUGGGAAAGGCCCGCAGCUCCUGGACAUCGUCCUGUGGCAGGUUAACGGGACCAACAUUUGUAAGUUUAAUGAAGCAAGAAUUUGGCAGGAGCAAGAGCAAAAUCAAAGUUCCAGCAGCACGGUGACCUGCCGGAGCUCCGUUCUGAGGAUAGCGGAUGUGAGAGAGGAGGAUUUGUUGCUGAGGUACGACUGUAAGGCCAUGAACCUCCAUGGCGUGAGAAGGCGCUCGCUACGACUCAGGAGGAAAAAGCCAAGUAAGGAGUGUUUCCGAGGCAUUGGUCACGAGCCUGCUGUAUCAGCUGUGAGCUGAAAGCCUUUUCUCACAGAGCAGGGCCCGCAGGACAGCCCAGGGCCUCCCAGCAAAGGGGCUUCUCCUCUUGAGCACAUGACCCUGCAGGCGGGCCGCCUCCCAAUGUGUCUGGCAGCCUCUCUACCACUUUACUUCCUUCUUCCACCUCUCCCCUCCCCUGCCCUCUUCUUUCUCCUGCUCCCCCUCCUCCCCCUCCUCCCUCAGCUCUCGACCCCAUUCCGCCUGUUGGUUCUCUGCCUCACAGCGGCUUCCUUGGGCCUCCUGCCCACUGUGUGUGAAAGAAGACAGCAGUCUGUGAACAUAUAUCAUGUCAUAAGCAUCAUCCCUUUUAUAAUGUAUUUUUGUCAUAAAAAGCACACAUUUUGUUAGUGAAGCUGGCAAAGUGAACGGAAUGGUGAAGUAUUUAAUUUCUGUCCGUUCCAGUGAGAAAACCUUAUUCCUGUGCAUUGCUGAUGUUGCCACUUUAGGAACGUUCUCUGGCACCUGGGGCUGGGACUGCUUCCAUGUUCCCUGUGCCUGGUGUUUUGUUCCUUCUAGUUUAUCUGUAUUUGGUACCUUUCACCUGUUUUUCUUCACAUCAAUGUGGUUUUGUUCUGUCUCAACAACUGUGUAAAUUAAACAAAAAUGGUUGCUACUGUUGUACUGUCA
Myotis lucifugus (little brown bat) is the source of this 1970-nucleotide messenger RNA. It is a transcript of the gene IL33R, whose product is annotated as interleukin 1 receptor like 1. Gene Ontology annotation, molecular function: interleukin-33 binding; interleukin-33 receptor activity; interleukin-1 receptor activity. The record is from RefSeq and is a predicted model, not a curated record. Lineage: Eukaryota; Metazoa; Chordata; Mammalia; Chiroptera; Vespertilionidae. The coding region runs from base 297 to 1322 and encodes 341 amino acids. The transcript has 8 exons. Gene Ontology annotation, biological process: signal transduction.